Molecule: messenger RNA, 787 nt
Organism: Dama dama (fallow deer)
Lineage: Eukaryota; Metazoa; Chordata; Mammalia; Artiodactyla; Cervidae
Gene: PEX39
Product: chromosome 7 C6orf226 homolog
Exons: 1
Coding region: 23-343 (106 amino acids)
Source: RefSeq, a predicted model, not a curated record
GCGCCCAGGCUCUGCGCCCGCCAUGGAGUCUCCUGGCUGUCGGAGCGAGUCCGGCCCGGCUCCCUCGCCCGCGGAGUCAACGCCGGCCUCGGUGACACUUGCGCAGCUCCUGCAGCUGGUCCAGGAGGGCCAGGAGCUCCCCGGCCUGGAGAGGCGCCAGGUCGCGGCGACCCUUGACGAACCCACGGCGUCCCGACUCCCGCGGAGACCCAAGCCCUGGGAGGCCGCGCGCUCCGCGGAGCACCCAGCGCCACAGUUCCAGACUGGGGACGGUGGGCAGAGGAGCCGCCUGGAGGAGCCUGGCUCGGCCGUUUCUGAGGCUCGAGGUCCUUUGCAGCAGUGAAUGAAAAAUUUUGCUGCCCUGUCGACAAAGGACGCUGCAGCCACCCAUCCGCCAGUACUGCAGCCCCAAGGGACAACCCCCAGAAUGAAGGAAAUUGGCCUGACUACUACUGAGCCCUCAACCACUGCAGAUACUCCUAACCGUACACCCAGAGGUGCCUGCGGAUAGGAAAGAAUAAGAUACUGGCCUUGGAUAGCUAAGGUUCAUAGCAAAGGAAUGAUUUUAGUGAGCCCGGACUCUUAUGACUUCCUAUGCAUGAGAAAAGCUAAACUCCUUAACGUGAGCUGUCUUGGUUUGCUUUAACAGUAAUCUUUUGAUGGUCUGACUACCCGGUUUUUUUGCAAAACUCUUGUAUAUCCUACACAGCAGUCCCUCAGAGCUAUGUGAGGCUGCCUCCUGGGUUUGAGUUCUCAGUCUGCCAAAUAAAACUAUUUUCCACUUUUA